AUGACAGAUAAUACAGCAGAGAAGCAAAAACAAACGGAUUCGGCGACCACCACACUUGUCUCUUCGAUCGUUUUCAAUGGUGCCAUUACGGCAUCGAUGUUAAUUAUUUUUGGAAUUGCGCGUAGGUGGGAUAAAAAAGUUUAUCAACCAAGAACUUAUUUAGUUCCUGAAAGGCGAAGAUCACCAGCACUUCCUUCCGGGUUUUUCGGUUGGCUAAGCGUUCUCAAAACAACCAAUGAAGAAAUCAUUCAACGCGCUGGAUUAGACGCUUACAUGUUUCUUCGAUUCUUUCGCGUGUUUGCUCGUUUAUUUGCUGUGUUCACGAUUAUUGGGUGUGCAAUAUUGAUUCCGUUAAACGCGUAUCAACAAGGUGACGAGCUUGGAAUUGAUAAAUUUACUAUUGGAAAUAUUCAAACGACUGAUCGAUUAUGGGCGCAUUUGAUCCUAACUUAUUUAUUUUCUGCGGCGACUAUUUAUACUUUAUACCAAGAAUAUAAGAAUUUUGCUAAAUUGCGACAAGAAUAUUUUACGCGACCGGAAAAUCGAGAAUCUGCAAAAGCUACUACUAUUUUAGUUAUGGGUAUACCUCGUGAAUUGUAUAAUAAAGAAUCAUUAAAAGCGAUAUUCGACUUAUUCCCUGGUGGAGUAAAAGAUGUUUUGCUAAACAGUGAUCCAAAAGAUCUUCCAAAACUGGUCGAAGAACGUGAAAAGCUAGUGACAAAUUUUGAAGUCACAGCAACCACAUUAAUGGUCAACUACUUAAACCACAUCAAAAAAUCCGGUGGAGAUAUUGAGAACGCCGGUCAAGUACCCAAAUCACUUCGUCCUCAACAUCGACCAUUGAAAGUGACAAUGGUCGGGCAAAAAGUAGAUUCUCUCGACACAUAUCGAGCUGAAAUUAAAAGUCUCAAUGAAAAAAUCACCAAGCAACAAAACGACACUACAAAACAUGCGCCGAUGCAUUCUGCAUUUAUCCGAUUUAAUACUCAAAUUGGCGCUCAGUUGGCCAGCACUGCUACGAUUCCACGGUUGUUGGAGAUCGCGCCGAAUGAUGUUAUUUGGGAGAAUUUGAAUUUUUCGACUACACAACGUAUGAUUCGCAAAGCUAUAAGUACACUUGUUUUUUGUGGUUUGGUGCUUGUAUGGGCUACUCCUGGGAUUAUCCAGGGUGUGUUACCUGCAGUAGGAUUAGCCAUUUUGAUGGCAGUGCUGCCAAUUAUCCUAAGAAGAAUCGUGAGUUACACCACCGUGGCGAUUAGUUUAAUGUCAAAAUAUUUCUUUUUCCUGAUUGUCCAUGUCCUUUUAAUUACAUCAUUCGCGACUGGAAUUUCCUCUGGUCUUGCAGAUCUCAUUGAAAACCCCACCAGUGCUGCUAAUAUCCUUGCAUCAAAUCUACCGUUAGCGUCAACCUUUUUCAUCACCUACGUUCUUCUCACAUUAUCUGGUGCAGCAUUGCAAUUAUGUCAAAUUGGUCCGUUAGUUUUGAACUUUGUUUUCAAAAAGUUCCUGGCGAAAACCCCUCGGCAAAUUUGGGCUCUUGAAAAGACAAUGGCAUCAAUUGAUUGGGGAACCACAUUCCCACCGCACAUUCUAAUAGCAUGUAUUGGACUCGUCUAUUCAACUGUAGCACCUUUGAUCUUACCAUUUGUUACCAUGCAUUUUAGUCUUUAUUAUCUCGCAUAUCUCUAUAAUUUUCUCUAUGUAUUUGAGCAACCAGCUGAGUCAGGUGGAUUAGCUUUUAAAAAGGCUGUAUAUCAUGUAUACACUGGUCUUUUUAUUUUUCAAUUAACUAUAACGGGAUUAAUGUUCCUUAAUACAGCAUUCAUUCAAGGUGUAUUAGCUGUAAUUCUUGUCGCUAUCACGUUUGCCGUAAUGACUGGGACACGUUCACUAUUCUUGCACAACCCAUUAGUUGAAUUUCUACCAGUUGAUUUAGCUGGUGUAAUCGAUCGAAGGCGUAAAGUGAUCAUUGAUCAAACUGAGGCGAAACCUUUACUGGGAAAACAUCACAAAGACGAUAAUGAGAGUUACGAAGCAAAUAUUUCUCAAGAGACAAACACACGAAAUUUGGAGGAGCAUGCAUUUUUACAUCCGGCAUUCAUUGCCAAACAGCCAGUCAUCUGGUUAGCAAAUGAUAGCACGGGAAUUGGUGCAGAGGAAGUGAGCGAAUGCUUGAGAGAUGAAGUACAAGCCUCGACAGAAGGAGCAUCGUUAGACGUGACUACUGGUCGAGUACAUGUUGAUAAAAACGGAUUGCCUGAGGAUAGAGAUUAUUAUAAGCAAUCAAAAGAAGAAUAA
Molecule: messenger RNA, 2298 nt
Organism: Ambispora gerdemannii
Lineage: Eukaryota; Fungi; Glomeromycota; Glomeromycetes; Archaeosporales; Ambisporaceae
Source: the annotation of a GenBank genome assembly